Messenger RNA from Aspergillus melleus, 327 nucleotides. RefSeq lists its product as uncharacterized. The coding region runs from base 1 to 327 and encodes 108 amino acids. The transcript has a single exon. NCBI's taxonomy places the organism in Eukaryota, Fungi, Ascomycota, Eurotiomycetes, Eurotiales, Aspergillaceae. The record is from RefSeq and is a predicted model, not a curated record.
AUGCGCUGGCCACGAGAACAGGGUGAAUUCAGAGAUUUCAUUUAUCACCUCCAUUCCCACCGCGCCGAGUUGGAUUUUGGUGAGUCUGGUGACAUCGAGCUUGCCAGUAGCUUGAAGGCAAGCGAAACAAUCACGUUGCCCAUGAAGAAUUGGAAAAUGCCGAAGAGGGAGCACUUUACACAGUUCAUGAGAUCACAGGGUACGAUGCUCAAGGUAUUGAUGCAGACCAUAUAUUGGAAUCUUGACCUCGCGGAGCAAGUCCCCGAGCUUCAGUAUGUUGAAGUACCCCUCACUGUCCCUUGGUAUUUCAGGACUGAUGAACCUUAA